ACAAUGAGCCGACAAACAAAAAUGUUCGGCGAGAAAGCCUUCGACCUGCUAAAAGAACUGGAGAGAUCGUCGCAGACAAUUCCCGCCUUCGACGACGAUGGGGUGCGCCAGGUGCUGGAGGAGAUCAAGGCGAUAUUCGAGGAGAACGUGGCCCAGGCCUCCAGCUACAAUGCUUCCGGGGAUCGCAGUCUGUGGCCCCUGCUCAACUUCAGGCACGCAGCUCUCCAGAGGAACAAGAGGUGCCUGCUGGCCUACCUAUACGAGCGGUGCAGGAGGAUCAAGGCCCUCAGGUGGGAGUUUGGACCCAUUAUCCCCGGGGACAUCAAGCAGGCACUCUGCGAACCGGAGGUCACCUUCUUCAACAACUACUCCAAGUCCCUGGCUGCCUACAUGUGCAGUGCGGGCUACAACCAGGGCUUGCCCAUUGAUCUAACCAACAAUCUGCGUCCGCCCAAGUCACUUUACAUCGAGGUGCGCUGCAUGGAGGACUAUGGGAAGUUCGAGCUGGACGACGGCGAGGUGAUCCACCUGAAGAAGAACAGCCAGCACUAUCUGCCCCGAGCUCAGGUGGAGUCUCUCGUGAGGCAGGGCAUUCUUCACCACAUAGCCUAGUCGGGAUUAUUUGAUAAUAAGAGUUUACUAUACAUAUUUAAUGGUUUAAUGUAGAACAAAUAAAAGAUAAAAAAUUAUUU
Drosophila melanogaster (fruit fly) is the source of this 692-nucleotide messenger RNA. RefSeq names its product partner of Sld five 1 (gene Psf1). Gene Ontology annotation, cellular component: nucleus; GINS complex. The coding region runs from base 4 to 612 and encodes 202 amino acids. Lineage: Eukaryota; Metazoa; Arthropoda; Insecta; Diptera; Drosophilidae. Gene Ontology annotation, biological process: DNA replication. The record is from RefSeq and is marked reviewed. The transcript has a single exon.